Gossypium raimondii (Peruvian cotton) is the source of this 1160-nucleotide messenger RNA. RefSeq names its product ras-related protein RABF2b. The transcript is spliced from 7 exons. Bases 330 to 932 code for a protein of 200 amino acids. Gene Ontology annotation, molecular function: GTPase activity; GTP binding. Lineage: Eukaryota; Viridiplantae; Streptophyta; Magnoliopsida; Malvales; Malvaceae. The record is from RefSeq and is a predicted model, not a curated record.
UCUUGUUGUGUUAAGCACUCUUUAAAAACAAGAAUAAGGCAGGUGAAGGAAAAAUAAAAAGGGAAAUUCAAGAGGGAAGAAAAGUUAAAAUUGCAAUCAAUUUCGAGUUUGGUAAUCGGGAUCAGGGUGUCUUUAGAAAUUAAAGAGAGUUUGAUUUGGUUUUGAGGGUGGAGGCUUAAGGAGGAUCCUUCCUUUUACUUUUAUCGUUUGGCUUUUGUCAGCCACUCUUUUCUUGUUCUUGUUCGUCAACGCCUCCAACACAUAUUACUUCAUCAAUAUUUUCUUCAUCUGAUUUUGAUCGGAGCAUCAGUCUGAUUAGAAGGGAUCUCAUGGCCACCACUGGAAACAAGAACAUCAAUGCUAAAUUAGUUCUACUUGGGGAUGUUGGAGCUGGAAAGUCUAGUCUUGUUUUGCGCUUCGUUAAAGGGCAAUUUGUUGAAUUUCAGGAAUCAACCAUAGGUGCAGCUUUUUUCUCCCAAACAUUGGCUGUGAAUGAUGCAACUGUGAAGUUUGAGAUUUGGGAUACAGCUGGUCAAGAGAGGUACCAUAGCUUGGCACCAAUGUAUUACAGAGGAGCUGCGGCUGCUAUCAUUGUGUAUGAUAUUACAAAUCAAGCAUCAUUUGAGAGAGCCAAAAAAUGGGUCCAAGAACUUCAAGCACAAGGCAAUCCUGGUAUGGUAAUGGCACUUGCUGGGAACAAAGUUGAUUUACUAGAUGCAAGGAAGGUGGCAGCAGAGGCAACACAAACUUAUGCUCAGGAGAAUGGUCUUUUCUUCAAGGAAACAUCUGCAAAGACAGCAUCCAAUGUCAAUGAGAUUUUCUACGAAAUAGCCAAAAGAUUACCUCGAGUGCAGCCAGCACAAAAUCCUGCUGGAAUGGUUCUCAUGGAUAGACCUGCAGAACGGAGUGCUAGUGCCACUUGUUGCUCUUAGGCAUUGGACGGUUUCCUUCCUGUAUCUUCUAAGUAGCUUACGAAUACUUCUGCGGUCGAAGUUUUAUCUUCCAUACUUUGCCAUGUUUAUGUGCUAUUCAUUAUGGGUUGUACAUGGAUGCUUGUUAUCUAGACCUGAUGAUAUCUACCAGUCAAUUGUGUUAAUGAUUGAUUAUUCUUGUAUAUUAAAGUUCGAUAAUGGUAUUAUGUUUCACUUCCAUGGUUACAA